UGAUUGGCCGAGCCGAAGAGAAGGCUGUUGUCUCAUUGGAUACAUCUGUAGCGGUGUUGAUCCAAUAGGAAGGCACGGCACGGUGUUUGCGGAUAUGCUACGCGGAAAUGUCCACUGUCAAGGAACAGAAACACACAACCACUUAGUUGUGUUAUUGAUUACGACUGAGCUACAAAGACGACAUGAGUAGUCCACCGUGGCCCACAGGGAAGAAACUGGUGCAUUUGGAUUUAAAAGGUGCCCCUCCGAAACUCGAAUACUUACACCAGUUGAUAGAGUGCUUCUCUCAACUGGGUGCGGAUGGCCUCCUUGUGGAGUAUGAGGACAUGUUUCCUUAUGAGGGAGAGUUGAAGGUGCUGCAGGCCUCUGCACAACCUGUGUACAGCCGAGAUGACAUAUUCUCCCUGCAGAAAGUAGCAACAUCUAAAGGCAUGGAGAUUGUACCACUUGUGCAGACUUUCGGCCAUAUGGAGUUUGUGCUCAAACAUCAAGCCAUGCAGAGCUUGAGAGAAGUGUCAAACUGUGUGGGCACACUGAAUCCUCACAAAGAAGAUGGACGCCAACUUGUGACAGAUAUGCUGAGGCAGGUGGUCGAGCUCCAUCCAGGCGUAAAGACACUGCACAUAGGUGCAGAUGAGGUGUACAUGUUGGGUGAAGGUGAUAUGUCAAAGUUAUGGUUGGCUUCUCCUGGACGCACAGUGGAGCAGCUUUUCUUGACUCAUGUUGUAUCAGUGGCAAAGUACAUCAAGGAGACUUGGCCUCACAUAACCAUCAUCAUGUGGGAUGAUAUGAUGAGGGGGAUGACCCAGGACACACUGAAAGCAAGUGGUAUCGUAGGACAAGUCCAGCCAAUGCUGUGGGAUUACACACCUAAUCUGGAUGUAAACAAAACAGUGUCGUUGCUAGAGAAGUACUUCAGUGCUGGUAUGCAAGAUGUCUGGGCAGCCAGCUCCUUUAAAGGCUCCACCUGUGUCUACACCAAUGUACCGAGCACACAGAGACAUGUAGAGAACCACCUGCAAUGGUUGAAGGUAGCGGCAUCUGUCCCCUCUGGCCUAAACCUUAUGGGCAUUGCCAUUACAGGCUGGCAAAGGUAUGACCACAUGUCUGUGCUGUGCGAGCUCCUGCCUGUCGCUCUACCAUCACUGGCCGCUUGUCUCCAAACACUUUUCCAUGGCCAGUUAAGUACUGAGGCUCAAAACAAAGUGAGGAAAAUGUUGGGUGUGUCUUCUGUGGAGGCAGAGUCUAUGGAAAGCACAUCUGGUGAUUCUACCCUCUUCCCGGGAAGAAGAUUAGCUGAGUCAAUUGUAGAACUGGAUUCACUGCUUAGCUCGGAUGACAUCGUGUAUUUUGAAAAGAAUAUGUAUGUACGCGGAUGGUUGAGUCCCUACCAUAGAGCAAGGAGAAUGGUAAAUCCUCUUAUUGCUAUGCAGAUUCACAGUCAAGCAUCAAGGUAUUUGGCUCUGCUGCAACAGAAGGUGGAUAUAGUAAGAGAGCGGAUGAGUCAUCUUUACCCAGAUUCAACAGCACAAGAGUGGCUAGAGGAGCAUGUUGGCCCGGUAAUGGUACCACUGCAGAGGAUUGUUGAUGAAAUCACAGCAUUCACACCGGAGACAGGCCCAUAGAAUCAUCACUGCUGAAGGGUACACGGGGGUGUACUGGACUGCGCCAUUUGCAUUUUAAAUGUUAAGGCAAAAGAAAACCAUGUUUAGAUUGUGGAGUACAUAACAUGUAUAUGGUUCCUAAAAAAUAAAUGAAAAUGAUUUUUAAUUGGCAA
Molecule: messenger RNA, 1777 nt
Organism: Nerophis ophidion (straightnose pipefish)
Lineage: Eukaryota; Metazoa; Chordata; Actinopteri; Syngnathiformes; Syngnathidae
Gene: hexd
Product: hexosaminidase d
Exons: 12
Coding region: 183-1625 (480 amino acids)
Biological process (GO): carbohydrate metabolic process
Molecular function (GO): hexosaminidase activity
Source: RefSeq, a predicted model, not a curated record